This is a messenger RNA of Leishmania mexicana MHOM/GT/2001/U1103, 2355 nucleotides long. RefSeq lists its product as hypothetical. The transcript has a single exon. Bases 1 to 2355 code for a protein of 784 amino acids. The record is from RefSeq and is a predicted model, not a curated record. Gene Ontology annotation, biological process: cilium assembly. Gene Ontology annotation, cellular component: cilium; intraciliary transport particle B; centrosome. Lineage: Eukaryota; Euglenozoa; Kinetoplastea; Trypanosomatida; Trypanosomatidae. Gene Ontology annotation, molecular function: protein binding.
AUGCGGCUGAAUAUUACGUCUGCAAAGGAACGCCACGGCGAGGCGUGCACGACUGUCGCCGUCUCCCUAAAUGGCGACAUCAUCAGCGGUAGCGACGACUUCACUGUUCGUCGAUGGAAUGCCAACGGGGAGGCGCUAGGAGUGGUGAAGGAGUUUGAUAGCUGCGUCACCUUUGUGACGUGGGUGCCGACGGUGGGGCGCGGUGCGCGUCUGGCCCGUGGCGCAGCAGCGGAAACGCGUGAGGGGCGUGACAACUGCCUUGUCGCGUGUGCCGAUGGCAGCUUUUCCUUCCUGAACACGGCGAGCGGGCGAGUGGAGCGGACUAUCGAGGCGCACGCUGGCAGCAUUACGGCCGCUGUCUACGUCGCCGACGGCUCCUCCAUCAUCACGGCCGGCGAGGACGGGUGCGUGAAGGUGUGGUCGCAGGCCGGCAUCCCUCGCACGACUCUCACCAACGCCGGCCGGUGCAUCAACGCGCUCUGCUGGGGUACGGAGGCGACCGAGCUGGGCGGUGACUGCGUGCUGUACGCCGUAGGCAGCGACGUCGUCAUCAAGCCGCUGAACCCUGCCAUGAAGAAGCAGAUCAAGUGGAAGGCGCACAAAGGCGUUGUGCUGUGCGCGGACUGGUCGCGCAUGAGCGGCAUGAUCGUGACGGGCGGCGAGGACGGCGUGUACAAGGUGUGGGACCCGUAUGGCUGCAGCAUCUUCGUCUCUCCCGCCGGCGAGCACCCCGUUACGUCGGUGCGCUUUGCCGCCGAUGGUGAGAGCUUCGCGGUCGGCUCCUUCAUGAACGUGCGGGUGUGUGACAAGACUGGCUGGAGCCACUCGUACGAGCGUACCACCGAGGGCAGCGCCAUGGCGCUGGACUGGAUGCCAGAUGGUACGCAGAUGAUCCUCGGCAACGGCACUGGCGCGCUUAGCAUUGCGCAGAUCGUGGACCGCAAGGUGAGUUGGGGGCCCUACACCGUCACCCUCCUUGAUAGCCGCCGGCUUACCGUGCAAGACGUGGUCAAAGACACGGUGCAGGAAAUCGAGCUGGCGGACAAGGUGAUCAAGCUAGAGCUAGGCUGCGGCUACCUCGUCGUGUGCACGACAACGCAGUGCUGCUGCUACCCCAUAGACCGCUUGAACGCGCCAGUGCAGUUCGACCUGCGUGACCCCGUCAUCUCCAUCAUUCUCGGGCCGCGCCAGUUCCUGCUGGCCGACUGCAGCCAGGGGCUGCAGGUGUACUCGUACGAGGGCCGCCAGAUCAGCGUGCUGCGCCUGCAGGUCACGCUGAAGCCCGAGAUUAUGACAGCAAACCUGCUGUCGUUGUCCCCGGACACCGUGGCGAUGCGCAACCCGGCCGACGCGAACCGCAUCCUCUUCUUCGAUGUGAACAGUGGCAAGCCCUUCGACGCCGCCUCCAUAGCCCACCACCUCGACAUCGUUUCGGUUCACCUUUCCCAGUCCGGCUCCCUGCACGACCGCAAGAUCGCCUUUAUUGACCGCAACAACGACUUGUACUUCGGCCCCGUGCACACCCAGCUCGGCUUCCACAAGCUGUCAACGAUGACGACCAGCGUGGCAUGGCACGACGCCCACGAAACCCUCGUCGCCAUCGCAGACGGUUACCUUGCAACGUGGUACUACCCCUCCACCAUCUUCACCGAUCGCGAUUUGCUGUCGCUCACCAAGACCGUGCGCGACGGCGGGCACACGGAGUUCACGCGAAACGACCGCAUCACACACUUUCACCACACCCGCGUCCUGGUGCGGCGCGGCGGCGAUGGGGCGUUGCUGACGCUGCCGGUCUCGCCGUACACUGUGAUGAUCUUUCAACUUGUCACGCAGAAGAACAACUGGGACGGCGCCACGCGACUGGCACGUUUCCUGAAGGACCCACUGUUGUGGGCGGUGCUGACCGCUCUAGCACUGCGAGCCGGCGAGCUGAACGUAGCCGAGAUCGGCUACGGCGCUCUCAGUGACCUGGCCAAGGUGCGGUACAUUCACUACAUCAAGGGCAUUCCGACGCCGGAGGCGCGGCAGGCAGAGCUCGCACUUUUCCAGCACCGCCCCGCCGAGGCGGAGCGCAUCUUGCUGCAAGCUGGGCUCGUCUACCGCUGUAUUGACAUGAACACGCGUCUGUUCAAGUGGGAGCGGGCACUGGAGAUCGCAAAGGAGCGCAAGACGCAUCUGGACACGGUGCUGGGCCGCAGGGAGCGCUACUUGCAGGAGGUUUCUCAGCGAGAAACGCUCGCCCCAUUCAACGACCUGUCCGGCAAGGUGAAGGUUGACUGGGCGGUGAUUGAGGAGAAGGUGAAGCAGGAGCUCAUCAAGGAGUCGGAGCGGCCGAACGCGAAGCCAUAUGCUUAG